Chanos chanos (milkfish) is the source of this 1834-nucleotide messenger RNA. Its product is annotated as 14-3-3 protein beta/alpha-A-like. The transcript is spliced from 6 exons. The coding region runs from base 93 to 827 and encodes 244 amino acids. Lineage: Eukaryota; Metazoa; Chordata; Actinopteri; Gonorynchiformes; Chanidae. The record is from RefSeq and is a predicted model, not a curated record.
CAACUGAAGAGCGAGACGGAGGACGGAGGCUCCAACUGUAUCUUUCAUAGAUAAAAGCAGGAGUAAAACCCGUUUAUAACCCGGAAAAAACCAUGGACAAGAGUGACCUGGUGCAGAAGGCCAAACUGGCUGAGCAGGCCGAGCGUUAUGACGACAUGGCGGCAGCUAUGAAAGAGGUCACAGAGGGUGGGGUCGAGCUAUCCAACGAGGAGCGUAACCUGCUCUCCGUGGCUUACAAGAAUGUGGUUGGUGCCCGCCGCUCUUCCUGGAGGGUCAUCUCAAGCAUCGAGCAGAAGACCGAGGGCAACGAGAAGAAGCAGCAGAUGGCGCGCGAGUACCGCGAGAAGAUCGAGACGGAGCUGCAGGACAUCUGCAAUGACGUACUGGUUCUUCUGGAAAAGUUCUUAAUUCCCAAUGCUUCUCAGGCUGAGAGCAAGGUGUUCUACCUGAAAAUGAAAGGCGAUUACUAUAGAUACCUGUCUGAGGUAGCAUCUGGAGAAUCUAAGAAGACCACGGUAGAGAAUUCCCAGAAGGCCUAUCAGGAGGCUUUUGAGAUCAGCAAGAAGGAGAUGCAGCCCACACACCCCAUCCGUCUCGGGUUGGCGCUUAACUUCUCCGUCUUCUACUACGAGAUCCUCAAUUCCCCUGAUCAGGCCUGCACUCUGGCCAAGACGGCAUUUGAUGAGGCCAUUGCUGAGCUUGAUACCUUAAAUGAGGAUUCCUACAAAGACAGCACUCUGAUCAUGCAGCUACUAAGGGACAACCUAACUCUGUGGACGUCGGAAAACCAGGGGGAUGAGGCAGACGCUGGAGAGGGCGAGAACUAGAGGAGCCGCACCACUCCAGACACCUGCACACACUCAUCUUAAACACACAAACGGCUUCCCUCCCCCCUUCCCCCCGCCCCACCCCACUCAGCCCCCAGCCCCUCCGAGUCGCGCCUGAUCUGACACACAAAAGCCCCUCACACACACUCACACACAGACACACACAUUGGGGGGCCCACAGGGUGCAGAUGUUAGCAGGUCCAAUUAUAUUUUUUUUUUGUUUGUUUUUGUUUUCCUGUUCGUGAGUUUAAUGUGGUUGUAUUGAGUAGUGAGUACAUAUUCUUUGUGUGUGUCUUGUGUUUGUGUGUGUGAAUGAGAGCGAGUGUUAUGUGAGAGUGAGUGAGUGUAUGCGCUUGUGUGUAUGUUUGAGAAUGUGUGAGCAUGUGUGUAUUGGGGGUCGGGGGUUGUGAACUCUAAUCGUCCUUCCUGAUAAUUCCUUUUUUUUCCCACCCUAGCUGGUUGUGCAUUUUUCAUCCUUUUUUGUUAUGGUCAUAUUUUUUUUUUAGUGUAAUUCAUCAUGGUAUUUACAGGUUUUAUUGUAUGGUUAUUAAACUGGCAGUUUAUUUUCACCAAACACUGUAAUGCUGAGUUUUGUAUCUUUUUUUUUUGUUUGUUUGUUUUUGUUUUGUUUUGACCUGUGGUACUAUGCUUCUCAAUUUGGAUAUCUGGUCUCGUUGCUGGGGUUAUUCACUUAAUACCCAACACAGACCCACGGUCGGCUGGCCAUUUCAUAAAGUAAAUGUCUGAAAAGUAAAAAUUCAGUUGAUAUUGUGUCUUAUUUUAAGAAUCACAUUGCAAACACAAGUCAGACAGUGGUAAGAAAACGUAAGUUAUGUGUUAGACAUUGUAUUUGUUUGAGAGGACUAAAUGUGCUGCUUUACAGUUCCACACUUGCUUACUAAUUUACCACGUCACAGCGACGUUGAAUCCGCCUUUUGACGGAACAAGAUGCAUCAUUCACGAGAAAUGACCUGAAAUUUGUGCCACAAAUAUUCUCCCUUGUCCUC